Aegilops tauschii subsp. strangulata is the source of this 2422-nucleotide messenger RNA. Lineage: Eukaryota; Viridiplantae; Streptophyta; Magnoliopsida; Poales; Poaceae. The record is from RefSeq and is a predicted model, not a curated record.
AUGGCCAAGCUUAGUAAAAAGGCGAAAGUGAACAAGCCGGCUGAAGACUCCAAUCCUUCUGAGCCAGAGAAGCAACUGCCAGAGACCUCUCAUCCAACCGCUGAAGCUAUCAUUGAUGACCCGCCACCAGAAGAGCACGACGUCACCAUGGAUCAUAUAGAAGUUGAACCGGUCAUCACUAAGCCACCAAGCCCCAUCAAGCCUACUGAAGAGAAAACUGACGAUGUCGUCAUCACCGGGCUUGGUUAUACAGCGUCGGGUAAUCCUACUGCCUUAUCCAAGCACAGCGCCAAAGAAGAAUUUUCUGCUGCUGAUAUAGGCAAGUGGAAGUUGAAACAGGGCUUCAGUGCUGAUAAAACCGGCUGGGAGACCGAGAAGGCGGCUCUAUUAAAGAGAGCAGAGGAUGCCGAAGCAGCCCUUAAACCGGUGACUGAUGAGUUGUCCGGUUUAAAGCAUCAGAUCAACAACAUGACAUCAGCCAUCUUCAGCUCCCGGAGCAUCAAGUUGGGCUCAGACAUGCGCAUCAAGCUGAAGGUUGUCUACACUCUAGUAGAACAGCUAUACACUAGCGCUCAACGGACCAUUGUUGCCGCUAUGCAUAAAAAACAUCCGCCCACCCUCAUCAAGGAUACGUUGAAGAAGUUAUCAGUGCUGCUCCAAAGGAUCGACGAUUUAAAGCGAGCAUCUGCCGGAGCCGGCGCCUUGACUGCUUUAAGUUGGGCAAAGGCAUGGCAAGCCGAUCUUGAUCCAGAAGACUUGGCCAAUGGUUGCCCAAGUUUGUCACCAUGGCGUUUUUGCAGAAAACCCCUCCCCAAACUCCCGACACAACCCGCGCUCCUCGUCGUCUCCAAUCGACGCUCCGACACGUACGCAUGGACGCCGGAGCUCCCCUGCCCAGAUUCGCCGCGCUGCUUCCCUGCUCUCCCGCGCCGGAGCUCCCCUACGCAGCUUCGCCGCGCUGCUCUCCCGCGCGUCCUCCUCCGUCGCUCCCUCCUGCCUCGCGCAGCUCCCCUGCCCCCUUGCCUGCCUCCCAAAUCUUCCCUCUUUCAUCCGCAAAAUCGUUUCUUCUUCCUCCCGCUGCGUCUCCUGCUUGCGCGCAGCGACGACACGUCCUCCUUGUUGCCCACGACGCCGGAGGAGGCACGGGGCAAGCAGCAGUGGCUCGCGCUGCGCCAGCGCGACCUCGGGUGCGCGUGGGCGUACGCGCCGGUCACCGCCUCGGCCGUGCGCCAGUCUGCGAAGGAGGAGGAAGGGGAUUCCAUUCGCCGCCAAGGCGCCCUGGGCAUGCUCCUCGAGUCCCCGCUCCUCGGGCCUCUCGUCACCUCCCUCCUCAAAAAGCAAAACCACAUGACGCAGGUCCUCUCCUCCCUUGUCAGCCUUCAUUUUUUUGAGAUUAUUUUGUCCAGCAACUCCGUGGUUUGCUUCCGUUGCACUCAGCACGAUUCUGCUCUUAUUAAUGUUGGGGGCGAGCACAUGCUGCAGCGCACGGUGAUCCAGUUCUUUCAUUCAGUCAAGUUCUUUCAUUCAGUCAAGUUCUUUCAUUCAGUUAUGUUCUUUCAUUCAGUCAAAUUCAGUCAAGUUCUACUAAUCCCGCCGCAGGAACCUAUGCGUAGCUGCAGCAUACAGGCCAGUUCAUCAACUGCUCGAAGAAGAAAAGAAGGUGGCAGUCUGAACCUUUUAUAAAUGGAGUACUCUUGACUUAGGAAGCCCAAGCUAUAGCAGAUUCAAGUUCAUUUAAAUGGCUGAUUCAGCUUGAGAACCAGAGUAAACUACUGUACUGAGAACAGCAAAUUCGGCAGCAAAUUGGACAGCAGCAGUAGUAGAGGCGGGCGGGGAAGGCUCACCAGCACAGGCGGGAGUGGCAGCAGAGGCGAGGCAUGGGAAAAGGCAAAGAUAGCAUCAGAGGUCCACGACGUCAGCGUUGCCCACCAGUAGCUACAUCAGAGGCAGGAGUGGCCGGAAUUGUCCACGGCGCCGGCGGCUGAAGCAGACAAAAUCGGAGGCGCAGGUGGGCGGCGAAGGUGGGCGGACGUUGGUGGCGACCGUGGGCUAUCGUGGGCGGCGAGCUUCAACGGGGCCGGCGGCGUAGCUCGAGGCGGGCGCCGGCGCAGGUCGCCUUCACGGUGGGCGGUGCAGGUGGGAAGCCGCGACGCGGGUCCAAGCGGGCGGCGGCGCUAUUGUUGGCCACGCGCUGGGACGCGGCGCUGGUGUUGGUCGCGGCGCAGGUCCAGGCGGGCGGCAGCGCCCUGGUGGAUGGGUAGCCGGCGAUGGCUGCAAGGCGCGGGCGAUGGGGGAGGAGGAAGGAAGGAGAUGGAGUUAUUCGUGGCGUGUUUAAAACUGUGUUUUUUUUUAAAAAAAAAGCAAAUACACUGCCCCGUGGACAACUUUUCUCGGACUGAGGGAGUACUAUUUUUGAGACUAA